AUCCCUGCCCAGUAACCAGCUCUUCAACUCCCUCCAUGUGGUAUCCCUGCCCAGCAACCAGCUCUUCAACUCCCUCCCCCUCUCCGUGUCUCUGCUCACCAACCUCACUUCCAUUCCCCUUCGCACCCCAUUCUCUUUAUAUUCUUCUGUUUCGGUUCCUACUUCAAUGCUUUUCUCCCCUCUUGCAACCCCCUCCUCUCUCCUUCCACCCUCUCCCCCUCCCCUUGCACUUCCCCCUCCCCUUGCACCUCCCCCUCCCCUUGCACUUCCCCCUCCCCUUGCACUCCCCCCUCCCCUUGCACUUCCCCCUUCCCUUGCACCUCCCCCUCUCCCCCUCCUUAUACAAGAGAGACCUUUCUCGCAACCGCCUCACCUCUGUGAAUGUUCCCCACUCCUUUGCAACCCCCCUCUCCCCCCCUCCCCAUACACCAGAGACCUGUCUCGCAACCGCCUCACCUCCUCUCUCCCAGACGCCUUCGACUCCCUUGCUCCCAGAUGGCCUUUGACUCCCAUUCUUACUUGGUCUAGCCAAUUACAUCCCCUCUGCAACACCCUCCCCCUCCCCUUGCACCCCCCUUCCCUCCAAUACACCAGAGACCUGUCUCGCAAUCGCCUCACCUCCUCCCUCCCAGACGCCUUCGACUCCGUCGCUCCUCUACAGCUGCUGUAA
Messenger RNA from Closterium sp. Naga37s-1, 670 nucleotides. The record is from the annotation of a GenBank genome assembly. NCBI's taxonomy places the organism in Eukaryota, Viridiplantae, Streptophyta, Zygnematophyceae, Desmidiales, Closteriaceae.